AUGAUUUCUGCUCAAUUACAACAAAUACAAGAAGAAAUAAAUAGACUAAAAAAAGAAAACGAAAAACUAGAAAACGAAAAUAAUAAAAUACUAGAAAACAAUCAAUAUGAAAAAUUAUUAAAAAGAAAUCAAGAACUAAAAAAAGAAAACGAG
This is a messenger RNA of Racocetra persica, 153 nucleotides long. The record is from the annotation of a GenBank genome assembly. Lineage: Eukaryota; Fungi; Glomeromycota; Glomeromycetes; Diversisporales; Gigasporaceae.